This is a messenger RNA of Polychytrium aggregatum, 1868 nucleotides long. Its product is annotated as homoserine O-acetyltransferase. Gene Ontology annotation, biological process: L-homoserine metabolic process. The transcript is spliced from 6 exons. The record is from RefSeq and is a predicted model, not a curated record. NCBI's taxonomy places the organism in Eukaryota, Fungi, Chytridiomycota, Chytridiomycetes, Polychytriales. The coding region runs from base 265 to 1809 and encodes 514 amino acids. Gene Ontology annotation, molecular function: L-serine O-acetyltransferase activity; homoserine O-acetyltransferase activity.
AUCGCACCCAUCGCACCCAUCGCACCCAUCGCGCCGUCGUCUCAAAAGCCCGGCCGGUCGACGACGAGGGCCCUCCAGUGUCUUGCACAGCGAGCUCUUCCGACACCGACACUUGAUCCGCCAGUCGCCCAGGCAUCGAAACAUCCUCCAGCGACCUUACCCAGCCCCAGAUUACCCAGUUUUCGAGGCACCGGCGUUCCUUCAACAGACAUCCAUCUCUGGCUCCUCUCGCCUCAGCGCCCUCGUCUCCCACGAUCUUGCAUCAUGUCUCUGCGCCAGCUGCUACAGUCCAGCCUCCCAAGAGCCACAGCAGGCCUCCACCGGCCCCUGAAGUCACAGGCUUUCGCUUUGCGCAACGUGGCCUGCUCUCUCUACCACUCGAGUUCGGCCCUCCGAGAAGCCGCCUCGAAGCCGCCAUCGGCCGGAGCGCCGGCCCCGCUACACACAUCCAUCCAUUCGUACUCGCCGUUCGCCCAAUACUCUCGCGAGGCCACCGAGAAGCAGUCGAGCGAGUCAGGCCCAGAGCCCAACUACGACAAGGUUGUCUCCGGCUACGAGGUCUACCACUACAAGCGAGAGUUCAAGCUGGAGCACGGUGGCGUUCUCCCAGAGUUCAAAAUUGCAUAUGAAACCUGGGGGCGGCUGAAUCCUCUCCGAGACAACGUCAUCCUGCUGCAUACCGGCCUGAGCGCCAGCAGCCAUGCCAAGAGCCACCCCAAGAACCCUGCACCCGGUUGGUGGGAAAAGUUCAUUGGUCCCCAAAGCGCAAUCGACACGGACAAGUGGUUCGUGAUCUGCACAAACGUUAUCGGCGGAUGCUACGGCUCGACCGGCCCAUCCUCGAUCGACCCGGCCUCGGGACAGCGAUAUGCCACCAACUUUCCACUGGUGACCAUCAGCGAUAUGGUCAGGGCCCAGCUCGAGCUCCUCGACCACCUGGGCAUCCAGCGGGUGCACGCCAGUGUGGGUGCGUCCAUGGGUGGCAUGCAAAGCCUGGCCAUCGCUGCCGAGGCGCCUCACCGAAUCGGACGAGUGAUAACCAUCAGCGCCGCCGCUCGCACACAUCCAUAUGCGAUUGCCAUGCGGCAUGUCCAGAGACAAGUGUUGAUGGCCGACCCCAAUUGGAAGCACGGGUUCUACUACGACAGCGUCCCGCCGCAUGUUGGCAUGAAGCUCGCUCGAGAAAUCGGCACGAUCACGUAUCGGUCUGGCCCCGAAUGGGAGCAGCGCUUCGGUCGCAAGCGAGCCAAGCCCGAGGAAAUGCCUGUGCUGUGUCCCGACUUUUUGAUUGAGUCGUAUCUCGACCACCAGGGCGAAAAGUUUUGCCUCAACUACGACGCCAAUUCGCUUCUCUACAUAUCCAAGGCCAUGGACCUGUUCGACAUGUCUGGGUACGCUCCAAAGAAGGAGGAGGAGGUCUCGGACCCGACGGAAGAGUCCAAGGAACCCCCCAAGGAGGUUGCCCCGGUCCACAUCAGCCAUCGCACCAAUAUCCGGGGUCGAUUGAACACCAAGACCCACCGCUUCUCCACCGACGAGCCCGAGCUCGACGUCCUGAUCGAGGGCCUCGCUAAGAUCCAGGUGCCCACGCUUGUGCUUGGCGUGCAGAGCGACAUUCUGUUCCCGGUCACGCAGCAGAAGGAGAUUGCCGACUGCCUCCGCGCCGGCGGCAACAAUAAUGUGACCUACUACGAGCUGGAUGCGCUGUACGGCCACGAUACCUUCUUGAUUGACCUGCCGAACGUCGGCGCCGCGGUGAAGGGCCAUCUUGAGAGCAAGUUUGGCAGCGAGUGGGUUUAUAUCAUCUGAGCAUGUGCUUUGCACCAGGGCCAAGUGGCUCCCACAAUAUACGCACACAUCCACAUCCA